Vitrella brassicaformis is the source of this 2062-nucleotide messenger RNA. The record is from the annotation of a GenBank genome assembly. Lineage: Eukaryota; Vitrellaceae.
GCAAAAAUGGAUGAGAAGAAGGAGAUGGACGAGAAACAGCAGACAGAGGCGAAGGAAGCCACGAUAGCUGUUGCUGCUGCUGCUGCUGAUCCUUCGGAUGGUGGUGAUGCGGAGAAGGCAGCGUCCGCACCCAAAGCAGCGAAAGCAUCUGAGGCAUCUUUCUCUCCCUCUCCCCCUCCUCAUCCCCCGGGACACGCUCACACACAAGAUGACAGCAAGCGUGACGCCAGCCAGAAGCAGCAGCAUCCGCAGCCAGCACAGCCUCCUGCCGAGGCUCCUCCCCUUUUCGUCAAGCCUCGCGCAUUCACCAAAGGCCGAGUCCGCAAGAGAGAGCGAGACGACCACGACCAAGACCAAGACCAGAAGCAACGACCGACGACAUCAGCUGGCGAUGGAGAUCUGGAUCAGGAGCCGCACCAUCAGGAGAAGGGCAGCAUCGGGGAGGUGCAGAUGCUGCAGCGGAUGCGCGAGCGGCGGAAGGGGCUGAGUGUGGAGGUCAUGAACACUACCAUGGCGAGGGAGAGGGAGGAGGAGAAAGCUGCCGAAGAGGUAGCUGGGCUGCACACACACUCGCAGCCAGACAGCCAGCCAGCCAGCCAGACAGACAGACAGGCACGAUGAACAGAAUCGAACACAUCACACAGACGAGAGGCUCGAUGGAUGGACGCUUGAUAUAUAUGUGUGUGGUGUGUGUGGUGUGUAUGCCAUAUGUAGGAGGAGGAGCAGUACGGCCUGUUGGAUCGGCAGUUUGCCAGCGCCGGGAUGGGCGGGGCGGGCAGGAGAGGCAACGAGGCCAUGGACCAACACCUGUAAGCCAAGCCAACCCAAGCCAUCCUCCCACCCGUCAUGCUGUCGUCAUUACAUUGCCCUGUGUGCGUGGUGUGUGUUGUCUGUCAGCGAGGAGUUUUUGCGGGAGCGUUUGGAUGUGACGGAGGACAAGGGCGAUGAGGCGCCUCAGGAGAAGACGCGCGAGCAGGAGCUCUACGAGAUACCCCCCGAGCUCAGGGUAAGUGGACCGUGUCUGUCGGUGCCACGCAGGCACAACACAGCUGUGCGUGUGGUUUGUGUGUUGUGUUGUGUUGUUUGACCGGACAGAUCAAGGAUGCGACCGAGGAGCAUGCCGAGAAGAUGAAUUGGGUCACAGGCCUGGUCGAGGUGCCGCUGCCCAUCGAGUAGGCAAUGACACCGUCAAACCCACAAUACACACAGCAACCACACCAGACAGACACACGAGUGCAUCUGUCUGUGUGUGAUUGUGUGAUUGUGUGAUUGUGUGUGUGUGUGUGUUAAAGGUACAAGCUCAAGAACAUCGAGGCGACAGAGAAGGCCAAGCGCGAGAAGCUGCAGCUGGGCGGACAGAGCGUCGCUGCGUCGGGACGGCCCUGGGCUCCUGCUGCUGCUGCUGGUGGUGCUGCUGCCGCUGACGGUGUGUACCCAUUACCCAUCCAUCCACCACUCACACAACCAUUUUCCACCACUGUGUGUGUGUGUUGUGUGUUGUGGCAUGUGCAGCAGGUGAUGAGGGUCUGGAGGUGGUGCACAAGGCGUUCGGCUCCCGCUUCUUCAACCCCCACAGACCCAAGUCACAGGUGGGUGGGUGGGUGAGUCAGUCAGUCAGGGGCACAAGACAUGUGGCUAUCUAUCGUGUGUGUCUCCGAUGUGUGUGUCUGAUAUGUGUGUAUGUCAGAUGGCGACGGACGACCAGACGCUGGAGAGGUUUCGGAAGCGGUUCAGGGGCCGAUAGAUAGGCUGAUACAUAGAUUUGACUCACUCGUGAGAUUGAUGAGACCAGGCCGGUGGUGCAGACGGAAGAAACACUAGAAAUGAGACUGGAUAAGCUCCACUAUCGUGGCGAUUCCGUGAGCCAGGCGGGACCAAGUGGGCGAGGUGGUCAUCUCCACCCUCACCUGCAUGGUCUGGACGGGCUCGUGAAGUCGCUACGAUCGUGGAGUUCAUCUCACUUGCAGCGAAACAACACGUGUGUGUGAUGUCCUGUCUUCUUGACUUGAGUGUCUUAUUGAGUACAUCUACAACAGACAGACAGAAAUGAGCAACAAACGGC